Pundamilia nyererei is the source of this 1850-nucleotide messenger RNA. RefSeq names its product lipid phosphate phosphohydrolase 1-like. Gene Ontology annotation, molecular function: phosphatidate phosphatase activity. The transcript has 7 exons. Bases 80 to 1087 code for a protein of 335 amino acids. Gene Ontology annotation, biological process: phospholipid metabolic process; phospholipid dephosphorylation; signal transduction. Lineage: Eukaryota; Metazoa; Chordata; Actinopteri; Cichliformes; Cichlidae. Gene Ontology annotation, cellular component: plasma membrane. The record is from RefSeq and is a predicted model, not a curated record.
GCGCUUGUGUCACAGCGUCACCGGUAAUAUUUCAUCGGGGGCUGGAGGGUAUUAUGAGCAGAAGAAAUCCCGCUGAGUUAUGAUGGUUUGUGAGCAGCUCAAAGGCGAGACAUGUGCAGCAGAUAGACUGCAUCUCGUCACUCCAAAAAGUAGCCGACGGCCGAUCAGCAGCCGAGACAGUCGGGACUGUCCAUUUAUUCUAAAGGCAGAAACCCCCAGAGCAAGAAGGAGCAACAUGUUUGAAUCCACGGGAAUCCCUCUCAUCGCGCUGGAUAUCGCGUGUCUUAUCCUGGUUGGGCUUCCAUUUUUUAUCCUUACCCCGAAACACAGCCCUUUCAAACGGGGUUUCUUCUGUAAUGAUGAGUCCAUCAGGUACCCGCUCAAAGAGGACACCAUAUCCUACCAGCUGCUGGGAGGAGUCAUGAUCCCCUUCACACUGAUUGUAAUCGUAUGUGGAGAGUGCCUUUCUGUUUACCUGUCACGCGUCAGGAACCAGUCUUUGGGGACCAAGUAUAUUUCAUGUCUUUACAAAGCUGUGGGGAGCUACGUGUUUGGAGCUGCUGCCAGCCAGUCUCUGACGGACAUAGCCAAAUACUCCAUUGGUCGUUUGAGGCCAAACUUCCUGGCUGUAUGCAACCCAGUGUGGGAUCGUAUCAACUGCAAAGCUGGUGGAUACAUCGUGAACUUCACCUGCAGCGGGGAUGAAUUUCUGGUGGAUGAAGCCAGACUGUCCUUCUACUCUGGUCAUUCAUCCUUCUCUAUGUACUGCAUGCUGUUCCUUGUUCUAUACAUUCAAGCCCGGCUGAGGUCACAAUGGGCGAGGCUUUUGCGUCCCACCAUUCAGUUUUUCCUGAUUGCUACUGCAGUGUAUGUGGGUCUAUCUCGGGUGUCCGAUUACAAACAUCACUGGAGUGAUGUGCUCGCUGGCCUUCUGCAGGGCGGUAUAGUGGCUGUUCUAACAGUUUUCUGUGUCGCAAACUUCUUUUUACAACCAGUGGAGCCAGUGGUGACACAGGAGGAAGAAGCCUCACAUGCCAGUUUACAGGACAACCCUUCCAAUGGGAACCACUAUGGCAGCACUGAGUGAACAUGAGGCCCAACAGACAAUACAGUGUGGGGACCUCUAUCCUUUAAAUCCAUGGAACUGAAGAAUUUUUUUUAAAUUGUUGUCCGUUUUUUGUGUGCAUGUCUUGAACACGUUUUGCCACCAUGCAGUAGCCAUUGCAACAGCCUGCAGGCUUUAGCUGCUACCUAGUGUAGCCAUGAAACUUUGGUCACAGGAAGAAAAUGCACUACAGAGGAUGAGACUUGCAUCGCAAAAGAAGCAUGACUUCCUGGCGAGUUUUAGUUAAAUCCAACAUAAUGCUGUUUAUUAUGCAGCCGUAAAACAAAACACAGCAUGUUGAGUUUAAGUUAUUUUUAUGUUUUAAUUUACAGUGUGAGCUUCUGGAAAUGUGGUUACUCUUGCGUAUUGGUUUAAUGCAUCAUGAAUGAAUGGAAUUCCUUUUGCCCAGAAUAUAAAGAGUGUCUGUGUGUGCACUGCAAGCAGGCGUUUAGCGGCCUGAAACCUGUGAAUAAGAAAACCAAGACUGCCCUUAAAAUAGAGUGAACUGAGAAAUCUUGUGCUCAUCUUAUGUUUAUUUUUGCCUUAGAGUUUUGCUGCUACCUGCUGUUAAGUAAUUUCCCUGAUAUAAUUUAAUCUAUGUAAAAUACAGUUUAUUGACUUUUUUUGGUUUCUUUUAUAGAUUGUAUAAAUUUCUAUGUUUCUGUCCACAUUUAAGCUUUUAAAAGUACCGUUUCCAAUACUGAGAAGAAAUGAGACAAAUAAUAAAGAAAAUGUCAUUUUGCUA